Messenger RNA from Schistocerca americana (American grasshopper), 516 nucleotides. Its product is annotated as homeobox protein Nkx-6.1-like. The record is from RefSeq and is a predicted model, not a curated record. The transcript has a single exon. Bases 1 to 516 code for a protein of 171 amino acids. NCBI's taxonomy places the organism in Eukaryota, Metazoa, Arthropoda, Insecta, Orthoptera, Acrididae.
AUGAGGCCCCUGACGACGACGGCAGCGGCGACGACGUCCGGAUCUUCGACGCCUGAGCCGCUGCUGGGGCCGGCGGCGGGCUCGGGGGCAGCACCGGAAGGGUGCGGGGGCGGCAGUGGCGGGGGCGGCAGUGGUGCGUGCGCGGAGUGCGUGUCGCGGCCUCGCGUGGCGGCUGCGCUGGCGGGCGUGGCGUUGGUGUCGCUGCUGCUGGCGCUGCACCUGCUGUACGACGGCGCGCUGCACUCGGUGCUCGAGUCCUCGGGGGCGGCCGCCGCGGCGCAGCUCAAGGCCGAGCUGGCCGCCGCGGCCGCCGCCGCCGCCGCCGCGGCCGCCGCAGCCAGCGAGGAGCAGCUGCAGCUGCAGCUUCAGGCGGCGGGCACCGACGGCCCGGGGGCGGCGGCCGCCGGCAGGGUCCACUUCGCCAGGACGUCGCGCCGCCUGCCGCAGGCGCUCAUCAUAGGUGCGUCCCCGCAUAGUGCAGGCCCGCUCCGAAUCUCGCUACAGAACUUACUGUAA